Pseudocercospora fijiensis CIRAD86 is the source of this 2174-nucleotide messenger RNA. RefSeq lists its product as uncharacterized. Gene Ontology annotation, molecular function: ubiquitin binding; cysteine-type deubiquitinase activity. Bases 97 to 1548 code for a protein of 483 amino acids. NCBI's taxonomy places the organism in Eukaryota, Fungi, Ascomycota, Dothideomycetes, Mycosphaerellales, Mycosphaerellaceae. Gene Ontology annotation, biological process: protein K48-linked deubiquitination. The transcript has 7 exons. Gene Ontology annotation, cellular component: nucleus. The record is from RefSeq and is a predicted model, not a curated record.
GGCGGGGCCUACCAGUACCCAAACUCCCGACAUCUUCACCCUUCCAGCCUCCCGCACCGCUCUCGCACUCACCCUCGCCAGGAGCUGCCUCGCACGAUGUCUCAGGGCAGUCAUCAGAUGAGCGAGGAGGAGCUCGCUCAAUUCCAAAAGGCGAGCAACGAGUAUGAGGCGCCGGUCACUGGGCCGCUUGUAGGCCAACGCCAACCGAGCACGGCCAUCACGACGGAGUACGCUUCGGCGGACCCCGUAUAUCAAGCUAAGACGCAGAGCCUGCCUCAGAAGUACUCGUACUACAGGACCGUCCGUGGCGAUGGCAAGUGUGGAUGGAGAGCUGUUGCUUUUGGCUACUUCGAAGCUCUCAUUCAUCAUGGCGACGGCAACAGAUUCGGCAUGGAGGAAGCACGACUGCGAUCACUAGGCAAUGUUGUGCUUCAAUCAGGCUACAGCCAGAUGGUCUAUGAAGACUUCGCAGACACGACCUAUGAACUGCUGCGAGAGCUAGCGAAUGCGGUCAACGAGAAUGUGGAUGCGGUUGCACUUCUAUUGGAGAGAUUCAACGAGGACAUAGUCCAGGACUACAUCAUCUCGCAUCUGAGAGCCCUCACUGCAGCAUGGAUGAUCACACGUGACGCCGACUAUGCUCCCUGGCUUCUUGGACAGACUGUCGAGCAAUACUGCAAGGACCAGAUUCUCCCAGUCGCGGCCGAGAUCGAGCAUGUCGGACUGAGUGCGCUCAAAGACGCCUUUCUCGCACCCGCUGCCAUCAGUCUCGAGGUGCUCUACCUGGACCGCAGCGAAGGCGAUCAGGUCACCAUGCACCGCUUCGAUCCUGUUACCAACGGAGGUUACACACUGGGCACCGUGAGACUGCUCUACAGACCUGGCCACUAUGACCUUCUUUACAAGCCAGAAGAUCUGCCAGCACCUCCUCCGCCGCCAGCUCCUGUGCCAACCUACUUGCAGUUCGGAACCCAGACGCACCAGGAACCGGCGUACGACCUGGGUGUCUCGGCCAUGCCGGACUUCCUCAUGACCAUCCCGGGCAUGUCUUACGCAAGUCAACCUCCGCAGGCGUGGGGAAUGCCAUCGAGCUACUCUACGGACUUCACUUUCUCUGCACCAGCUCCUGUGUCAGCGUGCACCCCGGCAGUACAGACGCCUUCCGCGCCGGCUCCUCAGCCGCAGUCUUUGCCAUCUCAGCCAGUCUACGUGUCUGGCAGCUCACCUACUCAGUUGGUACCACCGCCCACUCAGCUGACACAUGAGAUGGCAAUACGACCUGCUGCAAUGGCACAGGCCCAUCUCGGCCAUCAUGAUCUGCAAUCGCAGCUCGGUGGCGGUCCAUUCAGAAUGUCUGCAUACAACUACGAGGCCGACUUCAUGCAAGCUACUUCACAAAUGCCGUUCCAGACCUCGAUCUUCAGAAAUUCUCACUUCAAUCAAGCCCACUUCUUGAACCCUGAUUUCCAACCAGAACAAUGGGACCCUGAAGGCGAGUACACAACGGCAAGCAGCAGCAAGAGUUCGCGGCACAAGAAUUGCGGAUGACCCGCCCACCCGUGCGAUGCAACGGCACACAAAAAGACCCAAGUGACCUCUUCCACUCUUCAUGUUGUCUCCGCUCGUGGGUACACCCAGAUUCCGGGCAGCGUUCCACAAGCGGUACACAACAGGAACGGCCGUGUGCAUUAGCCCUCUCACCUCGCGACCAACCAACCAAGAUCCGACCUGCUCCGCUCCUUACCCUUACGACCCCUCUUCUGAGAGAGGGUGUCUUUUGACGACGGCUUACGAACUAAGACUUAUCACCUCAGGGUAACCUACAGCAGCAGAGUCAUCAUCCAAUAUACUUCCUUUCCGCAUCGGAUACUCUUGACCUAAUACUGCAGAUAGAGGCAGGAUCUACCAUUAGCAUUUUCAGGGUGUUGUUUUAGUAGCUGGCCUCGGCGCGCUUCCAUGAGAAGCUGUGUAAGCAUUUAGCGACGGCGAUCGGGGGAGAUCUUGGGGAGAUCUGUCAUAAGGCUAGGCAUAUGGAAAGGAAGCAGGUGGCGUCUGAGCCACAAGACCAAUUUUCGGCAGUCGUGUGUCCUGUGCCCAUUAUGAAUGCGGCGAAGAAAAGAAAUAUUUGAGAGUAUAACUAGACAGCAGCGAUCUAAUCACAACACACUCCUUUG